GCAAGUUCCUCCAAAUCCAAAUCUCGAGCGAAGAAGAGGCGGAGGAAUCGAAGACAUGGCCGCCUCGUCCACAGCGAACGCCUCCGGCGCCAUCACCGGCCUCGCCGUCUCCAGCCGCAGCUCCCCCUCGGCCUCCCACGCCGACCGCCUCGCCGUCCCAGCCUCCGCCGCUGGGUUAGCCCUCGGCGCCCGCUCUCUCGUUGCCUCUUCCUCCUCCCUUCGAUUCCAUCAGCAUGGCCUUCCCCGAAUCGCCGCUCGCCGCGCGAUCGCAGUCAAGGCCGCCGCGGUCGAGACGCUCCAGACCGCCGCCGCUGAGGCUCUCGUCGAGAAGUCCAUCAACACCAUCCGGUUCCUCGCCAUCGACGCCGUCGAGAAGGCCAACUCCGGACACCCCGGCCUCCCCAUGGGAUGUGCGCCGAUAGGACACAUCUUGUACGACGAGGUCAUGAGGUACAACCCGAAGAACCCUUACUGGUUCAACCGAGAUCGAUUUGUGCUCUCCGCCGGCCAUGGAUGCAUGCUCCAGUACGCCUUGCUCCACCUUGCUGGCUACGACAGUGUUAAGAUUGAAGACAUACAACAGUUCCGUCAAUGGGGAAGCAGAACACCUGGUCAUCCUGAGAAUUUUGAAACACCCGGCAUUGAAGUUACUACUGGGCCACUGGGUCAGGGUGUUGCCAAUGCUGUUGGUUUGGCACUUGCUGAGAGACAUCUAGCUGCCCGAUUCAACAAGCCUGACAAUGAAAUCGUCGACCAUUACACAUAUGUUAUACUUGGGGAUGGUUGCCAAAUGGAGGGUAUUGCUAAUGAAGCAUGUUCUCUUGCUGGGCAUUGGGGUCUUGGAAAACUCAUUGCAUUUUAUGAUGAUAACCACAUUUCUAUUGAUGGUAACACGGAGAUUGCAUUUACAGAAGAUGUUAGUGCUCGUUUUGAGGCUCUUGGAUGGCAUACCAUCUGGGUAAAGAAUGGUAACACUGGCUACGAUGAUCUUCGAGCUGCCAUUAAGGAGGCAAAGGCAGUGAAAGACAAGCCCACACUUAUCAAGGUGACUACUACAAUUGGAUUUGGAUCACCAAACAAGGCUAACUCAUACAGUGUACAUGGAAGUGCAUUGGGUGCCAAAGAAGUCGAUGCAACUAGACUAAAUCUUGGGUGGCCAUAUGAGCCUUUCCAUGUACCUGAAGAAGUCAAGAAUCAUUGGAGCCAUCAUAUCCCUGAGGGGUCUGCUCUUGAAGCCAAAUGGAAUGCGAAGUUUGCAGAGUACGAGAAGAAGUACACCGAUGAAGCUGCAGAGCUAAAAUCUAUUAUAUCAGGAGAACUGCCUGCAGGUUGGGAGAAAGCUCUUCCGACAUAUACCACCGAAAGUCCUGCAGAUGCUACCAGAAACUUAUCACAACAGAAUUUGAAUGCACUCGCUAAAGUGCUUCCAGGACUUCUUGGUGGUAGUGCUGAUCUUGCUUCUUCGAACAUGACUUUGCUUAAAAUGUUUGGUGACUUCCAAAAGGGCACGCCUGAAGAGCGUAAUGUUCGAUUUGGUGUUAGGGAACAUGGGAUGGGUGCUAUCUGCAAUGGCAUUGCCUUGCACAGCCCAGGCCUUAUUCCAUAUUGUGCCACCUUCUUUGUCUUUACUGACUACAUGAGGGCAGCCAUGAGGAUCUCAGCUUUGUCCGAGACAGGAGUCAUCUAUGUGAUGACACAUGAUUCGAUAGGCCUAGGUGAAGAUGGUCCAACCCAUCAGCCAAUUGAGCACUUGAUAAGCUUCCGAGCGAUGCCCAACAUUCUCAUGCUCAGGCCUGCUGAUGGGAAUGAGACUGCUGGGGCCUACAAGGUUGCAGUGCUCAACAAGAAGAGGCCAUCGGUUCUUGCUCUCUCUAGGCAGAAGCUGGCUCAGCUUGCAGGGACAUCGAUUGAAGGGGUUGAGAAGGGUGGAUAUGUCAUUUCAGAUAAUUCCUCUGGUAACAAACCAGAUUUGAUAUUGAUUGGAACUGGUUCCGAAUUAGAAAUAGCAGCCAAAGCUGCAGAUGAACUGAGGAAGGAGGGCAAAACUGUACGUGUGGUAUCUCUUGUUUGUUGGGAGUUGUUUGAUGAGCAAACAGUCGAGUACAAGGAGAGUGUCUUCCCUUCAAAUGUCACUGCUAGGAUUAGCAUUGAAGCUGGAGCCACGCUUGGAUGGGAGAAGUAUGUCGGAAGCAAAGGCAAGGCCAUCGGUAUUGACCGGUUCGGCGCUAGUGCUCCUGCUGGGAGAAUAUACAAGGAGUUCGGCAUCACAGCGGAGAAUAUCAUUGCCGCAGCCAAAUCUCUAUAAGCUGAACUUGUUCAAGAUUUCUCUCCGUCUUGAUUCCAAAGACAACUAGGUAAUGAUAUCUUGAGUUUGAGAAUACUUGAGGAAUUAGAACUUGCUUAAGACACUGGCUUUUGCCCCCCUAAUAAAUUUUCGUAUGUUCUUGAGCAUUUCAUUCUUAUAUUUGAAGAAAACAACUUCUUAAUAUCUAGGACAGCAGAUGAUUAUAUUGGAUUGUGUAAUCAUACGUUGCUCUUUGUUAUUUGUCGAAACUUUCAACUUGUGCUUAAACCUUGUCCAGGUAAAUCUUUUUGUGGUUAUGCCUUAUUA
Molecule: messenger RNA, 2611 nt
Organism: Zingiber officinale
Lineage: Eukaryota; Viridiplantae; Streptophyta; Magnoliopsida; Zingiberales; Zingiberaceae
Product: transketolase, chloroplastic
Exons: 7
Coding region: 56-2305 (749 amino acids)
Biological process (GO): pentose-phosphate shunt
Cellular component (GO): cytosol
Molecular function (GO): transketolase activity
Source: RefSeq, a predicted model, not a curated record